Penicillium longicatenatum is the source of this 1260-nucleotide messenger RNA. RefSeq names its product TDT family transporter. The coding region runs from base 1 to 1260 and encodes 419 amino acids. The transcript is spliced from 5 exons. Gene Ontology annotation, molecular function: sulfite transmembrane transporter activity. Gene Ontology annotation, cellular component: plasma membrane. Gene Ontology annotation, biological process: transmembrane transport; sulfite transmembrane transport. Lineage: Eukaryota; Fungi; Ascomycota; Eurotiomycetes; Eurotiales; Aspergillaceae. The record is from RefSeq and is a predicted model, not a curated record.
AUGGCAGAGGUCGACAUGGAUGCAGAGGAAUGCUUUGUCGAACGAACGGUGUCAGCAUACGACAAUCCAGGAAUCCCAUAUGAAGUGGCAUCGACAGUCCCCGAUAAACGACGAUCAAAAUGGAGAGAGAUUAUCAUUGGCUUCAGCCCAUCGUGGUUUACAGCCUGCAUGGGGACAGGAAUCGUGGCGGUCCUCUUUUAUUUCAUCCCGUUUAAAGCGAGAUGGCUUUUUUAUUUAUCUAUAAUUCUCUUUAUUCUCGAUGCAAUUCUCUUUUGCAUCAUAUCUUCUAUCACCAUUUUGCGCUAUACCCUUGAGCCAACGCUUUGGCGGGCUACUUUGACAGAUCCUGCGACUGCCCCGUUCUUGGGUACCAUACCUAUUGCUUUUGUUAUAUUGAUCGAACUCUGGGUGUUCAUAUGUGUGCCCCUUUGGGGUGAAUGGGCGAGUAUCCUUGCUUGGGUAUGCUGGAUACUCGAUGCCAUUGUCGCAGUGAUUAUCACAACUUCGUUAUCAUUCUUGCUGAUGUCAAAGUCUCACUUGGACUCAUUGAAAAUGGUCACGGCUGUUCAGCUACUUCCCAUAGCAUCUACCGUCAUCGCUUCUGGCGUUGGGGCCGAGGUGGCAGGAGUACUUUCAUCACAUGGAAGAGCCCAGGCUACACUUAUAGCAAGCUUUGUGCUCUGGGGAAUGGCAAUGCCACUGUCCGGUAUAAUUCUUAUCAUUUACUACCAGAGACUGGCUGUUCAUAAACUGCCAUCCCGCGAAGUCAUUGUCAGCUGUUUUCUGCCACUCAGCCCGCUGGGCUUUGGCUCCUACAGCAUCAUGUAUCUGGGUAAAGUAUCCAGGUCUUUACUGGCUGAUUCCGAACCAGCGAUGGCUGUUGCUGGUGAAGGUGUCUACAUGUUCUGUAUGCUGCUCGGGUUGAUUAUUUGGAGCUUCGGCCUGACGUGGUUUGUUUUCGCACUUGCCUCUAUCUACCAUAGCUGGCCUUUUCCGUUCAACAUGGGAUGGUGGGGAUUCACUUUUCCCUUGGGAGUUUUUGCUGCAAGCACGAUUGAGCUUGGGCUUGGGAUGUCUUCGUUGUUUUUCCGUGUUCUGGGAACGGUAUUCUCCGCUAUUGUCAUAGUCCUAUGGAUUAUUGUGUCGCUGGGGACUUUGAGAGGACUUUGGAAACGUUCAUUACUUGUUGCUCCUGUUAUUCCCGUUAUUCCGCCCGAGGAGUCUACUCCGUCAGAAGGAUUUUUUUCUGACUCUUACUGA